Messenger RNA from Quercus lobata, 1632 nucleotides. RefSeq lists its product as uncharacterized. Lineage: Eukaryota; Viridiplantae; Streptophyta; Magnoliopsida; Fagales; Fagaceae. The coding region runs from base 1 to 1632 and encodes 543 amino acids. The record is from RefSeq and is a predicted model, not a curated record. The transcript is spliced from 2 exons.
AUGGCGGAGUUAACCCAACAGAAUCAAGAAUUGACCAGGGAGAUUAAUUUGAAGAAGCAACGCUAUAAGGGGUACGCUGAAGGUCAAGCCCAAAAUAAGGAAAAUAGGGAAAAUGCUGAACUAGGAAGCCAAUCAAGGGGUACCACAUCUAGAAAGGUGCCACAACUAGAGAGGGAAAUGGAUCAGAUGAGAAAGGUUAUGGCAGAGAUGAGGGAGAACAUGAGAAGGGCAAAUCCAGUGGAGGAUCUAGUCCACAGAACAGAUUCCCCUUUCACGGCUUCCAUCAACAGUCACCCUUUACCCCCAAAGUUCAAGAUGCCUUUAUUGGAUUCAUACGAUGGAGCACGUGACCCAUUUGAUCACAUAGCAACUUUCAAGACUACCAUGCACCUUCAAGGAGUCCCGGACGAGAUUAUGUGUAGAGCCUUCCCUACCACUCUUAAAGGACCGACGCUAGUGUGGUUCAGCAAAAUACUCCCGAACACAAUGAGUUCAUUUGAAGAAUUAAGUAAGUUGUUUGUCAAUAAUUUCAUCGGAGGGCAAAGGCACAAACGCUCUUCGUCUAGUCUGUUAACUAUAGAACAAGGAGAGAAUGAAAGCCUACGCUCCUUCAUCACUCGUUUUAAUAGGGAAGCCUUAACCGUGGACGAGGUGGAUGACAACCUACUCUUGGCAGCCUUCCAUAAUAGGGUUAAUUCUGACUUAUUUAUCCACAAGCUAUAUGAGAAGGAGCCUCAAUCCAUGGCUGAGCUCGUGCUCAUGCAAAUCAAAGAUGACCCUUCUUUAAAGUGGCCCGAGAAGAUGAAAGGAGAUCCCAAUAAGCGCAAUAAGAAUAAAUAUUGUCACUUCCAUAGGGACCAUGGGCAUGACACGAAUGAAUGUUAUAACCUGAAGCAACAAAUCGAGAAUUUCAUUAGACAAGGAAAGUUGAGGCACUUUGUUGGAAAGGAUCAUAAAGAUGAGAAGUUGAAGGGAAAGAUAGAAGAAUCAUCCCGACCCCCACUAGGAGAGAUAAGGGUUAUCAUAGGAGGGACUUCGACGGGGCAGUCUUCCAAGUCAAAGAAGACAUAUCUCAAAGUGGUGCAAAACAUCCAACUCUCUGGACAAUCACCAAGGACGAGAUCAAUGGACGAGCCGGCUAUUUCAUUCACCGAUGAAGAGGCUGAAAGGAUCCAUCAUCCGCAUGACGAUGCAAUUGUCAUUACUCUUCUCAUUGCAAAUUAUACAACCAGGAGAGUGUUAGUAGAUAAUGGAAGUUUAAUAGAUAUAUUGUACUACCCUGCCUUCCAACAGAUGAGGCUUGGACGGGAUCAACUUCGUCCAGUGUGCUCACCAUUGAUAGGGUUUAGAGGAAUGAAGGUGCAACCCGUAGACACCAUUACAUUACCUGUAGUGGUGGGAUUAUACCCGAAGCAGAUAACUAAGGAAAUCAAUUUCCUCGUGGUGGAUUGUUCGUCCUCGUACAAUGCUAUUAUUGGAAGACCAACUUUGAACAGUUGGAAGGCGAUAACAUCUACCUACCAUCUAUCGGUCAAAUUCCCUACGGAGAACGGGAUAGGACAAGUACAAAGAGAUCAGUUAGCAGCUAGAGAAUGUUAUUUAGCCAUGAUAGCUUUGGACGAGCAGGUAUAG